This is a messenger RNA of Dermacentor albipictus, 3266 nucleotides long. The record is from RefSeq and is a predicted model, not a curated record. Lineage: Eukaryota; Metazoa; Arthropoda; Arachnida; Ixodida; Ixodidae.
UCUACGGGGCUCGCGAACGCUGAUCGACUGGCCAGAACAGAUUUUGCUUGGACCAGUUAGGGAGGCCGUCUUCACACUGCGGGCGCUGCUCUUGCUGAAGCCAGCCUUUAACCACACUCCUGUCUGCCCGAACGCUGACAACGUCGGCGAGGACACAACGGGAGCGAGUGCUGACGGAGGACCGAGGCCGAAGGAGGGCGCCGAGCUAUUGCCGCCAUGAUGGAGGAGGAGGAUCCGCCCAAGACGAUCCGGGCGAAGCAGAAGCCUGGAGCUGCCAACAAUGGGUGCACUCGGUCUCUGGAGACCACCACCGUCAAGCGGCCGUGUGGAAGACCUGCUAAUAAGGACCCGUCACCAAUAGCGACGAGGUCCCGGUCUGUGAAGCCGGCACCGCCGAAAGCCAUCGCCACCACGGCUUCUGCCAAGGUGAGAAAGGCUUCAGGUGAACCGGCACCAUACGCCGACGUGAGCGUUCCAUCCACCAGCAAGGGACUUUCACGGAAGGCGCAGAAGGCGAACCGCAAGAUGCGAUCACGGAGCUCCUCCUCAAGCGCUUCCAGCUCUACCACCGUGAGGCAGGAGGAUGGUCGAGCUAAGAAGAAAGCGGCCCCGCCCAAGACGACCCAGGUGAAGCGGAAGCCGGCUGCUGCCGACGAUGGGUGCACUCGUUCUCUGGAGACCACCACCGUCAAGCGGCCGCGUGGAAGACCUGCCAACAAGGACCCGUCACCAGCAGCGACGAGGUCCAGGUCUGUGAAGCCGGCACCGCCGAAAGCCAUCACCACCACGGCUUCUGCUGAGCUGAGAAAGGCUUCAGGUGAACCGGCACCAGACGCCGAUGUGAACGUUCAGUCCACCAGCAAGAGACGUUCACGGAAGGAGCAGAGGGUGAGCCGCAACAGGCGAUCACGGAGCUCUUCCCCGAGCGAUGGCACCUCUGCUGCCGUGACGCAGGAGGAUCGAGCCAAGAAGGAAGCGGCCCCGCCCAAGACCACCCAGGUGAAGCGGAAGCCUGCUGCUGCCGACGAUGGGUGCACUCAAUCUCUGGAGACCACCACCGUCAAGCGGCCGCGUGGAAGACCUGCUAAUAAGGACCCGUCACCAAUAGCGACGAGGUCCCGGUCUGUGAAGCCGGCACCGCCGAAAGCCAUCGCCACCACGGCUUCUGCCAAGGUGAGAAAGGCUUCAGGUGAACCGGCACCAUACGCCGACGUGAACGUUCCAUCCACCAGCAAGGGACUUUCACGGAAGGCGCAGAAGGCGAACCGCAAGAUGCGAUCACGGAGCUCCUACUCAAGCGCUUCCAGCUCUACCACCGUGACGCAGGAGGAUCGAGCCAAGAAGGAAGCGGCCCCGCCCAAGACCACCCAGGCGAAGCGGAAGCCUGCUGCUGCCGACAAUGGGUGCACUCAAUCUCUGGAGACCACCACCGUCAAGCGGCCGCGUGGAAGACCUGCCAAUAAGGACCCGUCACCACCAGCGACGAGGUCCAGGUCUGUGAAGCCGGCACCGCCGAAAGCCAUCACCACCACUCCUUCUGUUAAGCUGAGAAAGGCUUCCGGUGAAAUGGCACCAGAUGUGGAUGUGAACGUUCCGUCCACCAGCAAGGGACGUUCACGGAAGGAGCAGAGGGUGAGCCGCAACAGGCGAUCACGGAGCUCUUCCCCGAGCGAUGGCACCUCUGCUGCCGUGACGCAGGAGGAUCGAGCCAAGAAGGAAGCGGCCCCGCCCAAGACCACCCAGGUGAAGCGGAAGCCUGCUGCUGCCGACGAUGGGUGCACUCAAUCUCUGGAGACCACCACCGUCAAGCGGCCGCGUGGAAGACCUGCCAAUAAGGACCCGUCACCACCAGCGACGAGGUCCAGGUCUGUGAAGCCGGCACCGCCGAAAGCCAUCACCACCACUCCUUCUGUUAAGCUGAGAAAGGCUUCAGGUGAAAUGGCACCAGAUGCCGAUGUGAAUGUUCCGUCCACCAGCAAGGGACGUUCACGGAAGGAGCAGAGGGUGAGCCGCAACAGGCGAUCACGGAGCUCUUCCCCGAGCGAUGGCACCUCUGCUGCCGUGACGCAGGAGGAGGAUCCAGCCAAGAAGAAAGUGGCCCCGCCCACGACCACCCAGGCGAAGCGGAAGCCGGCUGCUGCCGACGAUGGCGGUACUCCAUCUCAGGAGCCCACCCCCUCAAGUGGCCGCGUGGAAGACCUGCAAAUAAGGACCCGUCACCACCAGCGACGAAGUCCCGGUCUGCGAAGCCGGCAACGCCGAAAGCCAUCGCCACCACAGCUUCUGCCACUGCUCCUGCCAGAGUAUGCAUAGAGCUUUCGUUCGAUGGCUUGAUACAGGAGGAAUCCUUUGCCGAUUUCAACCAUGCCAGUAUCACAAUCUUCUUGGUCUUCCUCAUUCUUCAAAAACUCGCAUUUUCUCCAUUUCGGCAUGCAGAGGGUCGUCAGCCUGGCACUCAACAGCUCUUUCAAAAGCCUGUAGUGCUCCACGUACGUUCCCUUCCUUCAGCAGCUUCUUUCCUUCCGACUUGUGAAGCUUGAAAAGCGAGGGCUUUCUUUCCUUGUCUGUUUCGCCAGCCGAAGCUAUGAUUGAGCUGUACACGGUGCUAAUGUCAGCGAGAUUUUGCUGCACAAGCUUUGGCCUGCAUAUCUUCUACUGCAAGCGUUUCCAUUCUAGCACGAAAGGGUUCAAUUCACACCAACCGCCACACGGGCGAACCGACACCAGACGCCGACGGGUACGUUCCGUCCACCAGCAAGGGAGUUUAACGGAAGGCGCAGAAGGUGAACCGCAAGACGCGAUUACGGAGCUCGAUCCUCCCCGACCGAUGUCACCUCUGCCGUUGCCAAGGUGCCAAGCGUCAACAGCGCUCGCGAAGUCACUUCCAAUGGCAGCAGCUGCCACCAUUCCAAGAGGCGAAGGAGCCAUGGCAGAUCUAGGCACUCGUCCCGCAGCGGCCGCGGUGAUCACAAGCGCAAAGAUAGCCACCGUGGGAAGUCCACCACCGACUAGGAGAGCAGCCGUGGAAGACGGAAUGAAGCAUGAGCUGACGCCGACGCUUCAAGAGCAGUACGUUUGCAGAGAGCAUGAGUGUCAAGGGUGGUAGAAAGGAAAAAAAGGCCCCGCCACACCCGUAGCAGGGAUUCAUCGUCGAGUAGUAGAGGUCGGCGAGUCAUAUGUAUGAAGACUCGCAUUUUCAGUUGUAGAAAUGGCUGCUUAUUGUGUUGCUAAUUUAAAUUUUAAAUAAAAUGCAAAUAAAGAUUUCA